Molecule: messenger RNA, 1844 nt
Organism: Vollenhovia emeryi
Lineage: Eukaryota; Metazoa; Arthropoda; Insecta; Hymenoptera; Formicidae
Product: odorant receptor 4-like
Exons: 3
Coding region: 453-1649 (398 amino acids)
Biological process (GO): sensory perception of smell; detection of chemical stimulus involved in sensory perception of smell
Cellular component (GO): plasma membrane
Molecular function (GO): odorant binding; olfactory receptor activity
Source: RefSeq, a predicted model, not a curated record
UAUAUUUUUUAUUUAUCACGAAAUAUAAUAUUUAAGCGACUAUAAGUCUAAGGGAUAUCUACAGACAUUAAUAAGCACUGUCAAGAACAAUGUUGAGUCGCGUAUUAUUCGGAACCAUAUUAUUUGUAUAAAUACAAAUAUAAACGAAAGCUAUAUGUGCAUUUUUCAAGAAAGUGAAGAAAGCCAAAGGCAUGAAUAAUAAAUUAGGAAAAAAAUCCAGUCGGUCGGUUGCAUCGCGGAGGGGUUGCUUUGAGUAAUACAGGUAAUUGUACGUGUAACAAAUCAAAUAUUGAACGAUGCAGAAGAAGAACGUGGUAUAUGUGUUUCAAAGAACGACAGUUGCUUUCGGGUAAGAACUAUUUCAAGACACACUUGGAAGAUUAAUAGUGUAACCGUCUGUGGGUAAAAUAAUAAGUAUCUUACGCCAGUGAAAAAUUUUCCAGUGCUCGAUAAUGCGAUCAAGUACGAAUUGGAAUAGUGAUACUACAAAUAGUUUAAAAUUUCAUAAAAAUUUUCUUGGCAUUAUUGGACUCUGGGUACUAGAUGAAAAAAAUGUAUUCUCGAAAAUUCGAUGGUUUUUAUCAACAGCAGUAGAAUUGAGUACAUUGGUCACCAUGUCUGUAGAACUGAUCCUACACUGUAAGGGUCCAGAGGACGCCAUGGAUGCAUUUUUAUUGUGCUCAUCGUCAUUAGUUAGCAUGGUAAAAUUACUUUUGCAUCGUGUAUAUUGGAGGCAAAAAUUUAUUUUGGUGGAAUCAGUCAUCCAUGAUUGGACUUACGUGAAAAGUUCUCACUCUCGCGAUAUCAUGCUGAAAUAUGCACGCAUAGGUAGACUAGGGUCCUCGAUAUUCUUCUAUUUCUGUUGUGCCUCCAUCAUGUCCAGGAUUCCGGCUGUCGUGCUCGCCAAUAUCAAUUUGCCUUGGAAUUCUGAAAAGCAGUAUUUCAAUGAAACAUACGAACGAAAACUGGUAUUAGCGGCCUAUUGCGUAUUUGGAAAGUAUACAUCUUCUAUUACUUACGGCGCCAUUGAAGUUUUGCAGUUCGUACAGGUCGUCGUUAAUGGCAUUUCGCAGUGCGGGAACGAUGGAUUCUUCUUCGAUCUCACGAUGCACAUGUGUGGACAAUUCGCAAUUCUCAGGAUGAACUUCACUGAAUUGGAUUGCGAAGAAUUUUCCUGCCGCAGGAAACUCCAUGUCUUAUUGAAGAGACAUUAUCACCUUAUAUAUUUGUCACAUUAUUUAGAGAGAGCUUUUGCUCUGGUCAUCUUAGCGCAAGUUUUAAUGAGUGUCCUUGUCCUGUGUGUUGAAGGUUUUCUGUUAAUUCUUUCACUUGAAAUGAACGAUACCUUUACCGCCGCAAAACAUAGCCUCUUUGUUUUCGCACUGCUAUUGCAACUGUUUAUCUACUGCUUCGCUGGAGACAUAUUGGAAUUUCAAUCGAAAGGAUUGGCCUAUGCAAUUUAUAAAUCACCGUGGUACACUUUUGACAUACGCACAAUGAAAAAUUUACCAUUAAUAAUUCUCCGAGCAACCUAUCCCCAGCAGUUAACUGCAGGAAAAUUUGUAGCAAUAAAUUUAAGGACUUUCAAAGAAAUUCUGAAGGCUUCCGCCUCGUAUUUAUCAGUAUUACGAGUAAUGAUUAAAGCGUGAGUAGAAAUUCUUUUAGUGAAGAAAAUAAAAAGUCAGUAGUCUAGUUAUUUCUUUUAUAAAUUACUUUAUCAAAUUCAUUCAUUACCAAUUAUUUAGUUAAUUCUUUUAUAAAUAAUUUCAACUACGUUUCUUGAGCUAAUGGUUUUUAAAAAUUUGUAAUUAAAUAACAAACGCUUUUCUGUAAGUAGUAAUGAA